AUGGCUAUUGUUGUUGUUCAGGUCGGGCAGUGUGGGAAUCAGCUUGGAGAUGAGCUUUUUAUGCAGCUUUAUACCUCUUCGAAGGGAAGUUCCUCAUUUCCGUCGCCUUUUUUCGCGCAGGAUGGAAAAGCGCGCUGCGUGCUUGUCGAUUCUGAGCCGAAAGUUGUUCAGGGUGUCGCUGCCCGGCAUAGUAAGUUUAUUCGCACGGAAAACGUCGUUGGGGGGCAAUCCGGACGAGGGAAUAACUGGGGCCUUGGCUACUACGGUGUACAAGAUCCUCAUAAUGCCACUCACAGCAAUAAUCCCUCCUCUACUAAUGAAGCACGCUCCCCCAGCCAUCAAUCCUUUAUAGCUUUUCGCAAAGAUCAACGCGCGGCGGAUGGAGAAUUUCUGAGAAAAUCACUCCGUGCGAUUCAUCUAGAGAGUUGGCGGACCUCCGAUUGUGAGACUUUCGAGGCGAUUGUGCUGGUCCACAGCCUUGCGGGGGGGACCGGGAGUGGGUUUGCCUCGCUUUUAGCGGAGAAGAUUCGCUAUUACUUUAUCCAACCCCCCGAAGAGGACUGGGAAAAUUGGGAUGAGGUCAAGGAGGAGCAGGCUCGGCGUAAGGAUGGCCUAGACGGCAUGCUCGUGGAGAAGCGUCGCGCGAAGUAUCUCUUAAGCAUCGCCGUCGCCCCGCAGUCCGAGGGCGAGCUCGCGACGCAGAGCAUUAACGCGACGCUGAGCCUGCACAUCCUGCACCGCUGCGCGGAUGCGAUUCUGCUCCUUCGCAAUGGCGACGUCAUGCCGACACCGGGCGGGGCACUUGCCGUCCCCAAGUCCGCCUACGCCGGGCUGGUCCCGCCCUGUACCACCUUCAAGGAGGCCAACGAAGUCUUCGUCGCGCUGCUGCUGCCGGUCUUUGGCUACGGCCGGGGCUUCGGGAGCCUCGACGCCCUGAUCCCGCAGGCCAUCCCCUGUUACACCUCCACUCGUGCCGGGCCCUCGUGGCGGGCCUCCUCCGCACCCGUGCGCCUUCCCACCAAUAACAUCCUCUCGCUGGUGCCGACCCCUCAGGGGUGUUACGGGACCUGGCGAGGCUGCGCGUGGCGCGGACGGUUUUACGCCAUCCAGAGCGGUAAGGCCAUGUUGCCCGGUUGUCAGCCGACGGUCCCUUGGCAGACGAUUUUGGCCCCCUCCGCGUGGGGUUCGGCGCGUUUGCCAAGGGAAACACCAGACCGAGGUCGCGUGGAACGGCACCGCCAGGAAGAAAGGAAGGGGGGGGCGGGGCAGUUGAGACAGCGGCGGCUGAUCGACAGCAAGGAUCCUCUCCAGAGGUGUUUCCCUUCACCAAGGUCACAUCGAGAAGGCGGUGAGAUAGAUCUGGGGUCCCCGCAGGAAGGUGAGCCUGCGAGCUCUAGUGAGGAUUCCGACGCCGCCAGCUGCACGUUUGCAGAAGUUUCCGUCCACCUCCCGGCUGAACUCCAGAGACAUUACGUGUCUCUAAAGCGCAGCCCAGUGGAGCGACUCGCGAGAUCCUUGGAGGGGGUUAUGGUGCUUAAUCAAACCCGUGAACUUAACGCCACCGUGCUUUUCCCUUUGCUUAGCUCCGCGGCGUUGAAAGUGAAGAUGGGGGCUUUUUUACACAUGUACGAGGAGGCAGGCGUUUCCGCACAGCGUAUCGAGAAAGCCUAUCAAGAGCUUGCUGGUUUUCUCAGUGAAUCAGAAGAUCUUUGA
Phytomonas sp. Hart1 is the source of this 1713-nucleotide messenger RNA. The record is from the annotation of a GenBank genome assembly. NCBI's taxonomy places the organism in Eukaryota, Euglenozoa, Kinetoplastea, Trypanosomatida, Trypanosomatidae.